Acomys russatus (golden spiny mouse) is the source of this 2552-nucleotide messenger RNA. RefSeq names its product semaphorin 4A (gene Sema4a). NCBI's taxonomy places the organism in Eukaryota, Metazoa, Chordata, Mammalia, Rodentia, Muridae. The coding region runs from base 147 to 2528 and encodes 793 amino acids. Gene Ontology annotation, biological process: negative regulation of axon extension involved in axon guidance; neural crest cell migration; semaphorin-plexin signaling pathway. The transcript has 15 exons. The record is from RefSeq and is a predicted model, not a curated record. Gene Ontology annotation, molecular function: chemorepellent activity; semaphorin receptor binding.
CUGUCUGCCUGGGUUGCAGUGAGUAGAAGGGCUCACAGGGUGUCAGCUGAGUGACAUGCCAGCCUGGGGAAUCUACCUUCUGAGUACAGGAACUAGUUCCCCAGAAGCCCUUUGCCCAGGGCCAGGAAUAAUCAGGGUUGUGAACCAUGGGGCCAGGAGGCGCUCAGGCGCUCAGGGGCAAGAACGGAAAGGAACUUCCCUAUGUGUCAGAGCCAUCUGGUGACAGUCUCUGUCUGACCAUGGCCCUACCAUCCCUGGGCCAGGACCCCUGGAGUCUCCUGGGUGGUUUUUUCUUCCAACUGUUCCUGCUGCUGUCACUGCCACCUGCUACCGGGACUAGUGGGCAGGGGCCCGUGCCCAGAGUCAAAUAUCAUGCAGGAGAUGGGCACAGAGCCCUCAGCUUCUUCCAACAGAAAGGUCUCCGAGACUUCGACACGCUGCUCCUGAGUGGCGAUGGCAACACUCUUUACGUGGGGGCUCGGGAGGCCAUCUUGGCCUUGAACAUCCAGAACACGGGAGCCCCAAGGCUAAGGAACACGAUACCCUGGCCAGCUAGUGAGAGAAAAAAGAGUGAAUGUGCCUUUAAGAAGAAGAGCAGUGAGACACAAUGUUUCAACUUCAUUCGUGUCCUGGUCUCUUUCAACACCACCCACCUCUAUGCCUGUGGGACCUUCGCCUUCAGCCCUGCUUGUACCUUCAUUGAACUCCAAGAUUCCUACCUGUUGCCCAUCCAGAAGGACAGAGUCAUGGAUGGGAAGGGCCAAAGCCCCUUUGACCCCGUUCAUAAGCACACAGCUAUCUUGGUUGAUGGGAUGCUCUAUUCUGGCACCAUGAACAACUUCCUGGGCAGCGAGCCCAUCCUCAUGCGGACGCUGGGAUCCCAGCCUGUUCUCAAGACUGACAUCUUCCUACGCUGGCUGUACCCGGAUGCCUCCUUCGUGGCAGCCAUCCCGUCCACCCAGGUCGUCUAUUUCUUCUUCGAGGAGACAGCCAGCGAGUUUGACUUCUUUGAGGAGCUGUACACGUCCAGGGUUGCUCGAGUCUGCAAGAACGACGUGGGCGGUGAAAAGCUGCUGCAGAAGAAGUGGACCACUUUCCUGAAGGCCCAGUUGCUCUGCGCUCAGCCAGGGCAGCUGCCGUUCAACAUCAUUCGCCACGCGGUCCUGCUGCCCGCGGAUUCCCAGGAGUCUGUUCCCCGCAUCUACGCAGUCUUUACCUCCCAGUGGCAGGUUGGUGGGACCAGGAGCUCAGCAGUCUGUGCCUUCUCUCUCACGGACGUCGAGCGCGUCUUUAAAGGAAAGUACAAGGAGUUGAACAAGGAAACGUCACGCUGGACCACUUAUCGGGGCCCGGAGGCCAGCCCAAGGCCAGGCAGCUGCUCCACGGGCCCCUCCUCUGACAAAGCCUUGACCUUCAUGAAGGACCAUUUUCUGAUGGAUGAGCACGUGGUAGGAACACCUCUGCUGGUGAAGUCCGGCGUAGAGUAUACACAGCUUGCCGUGGAGCCAGCUCUUGGCCUUGACGGGAGCCGCCAUGUGGUCAUGUACCUGGGCACGUCCACGGGGUCCCUGCACAAGGCUGUGGUGCCUGAGAACAGCAGUGCUUAUCUCGUGGAGGAGAUCCAGCUGAGCCCUGAGCCUGAGCCUGUUCGAAACCUGCAGCUGGCCCCCACCCAGGGGGCUGUGUUUGCAGGCUUCUCAGAAGGCAUCUGGAGAGUUCCCCGGGCCAAUUGCAGUGUCUAUGAGAGCUGUGUAGACUGUGUCCUCGCCAGGGACCCCCACUGUGCCUGGGAUCCCGAAUCAAGAAUCUGCAGCCUUCUGUCUGGCUCCGCCCUGAGUUCCUGGAAGCAGGACAUGGAACGAGGCAAUCCUGAGUGGGCGUGCGCCCGAGGCCCCAUGGCCAGGAGCCACCGGCGUCAGAGCCCCCCUCAACUUAUUAAAGAAGUCCUGGCAGUUCCUAACUCCAUCCUGGAGCUGCCCUGCCCGCACCUGUCAGCACUGGCCUCUUACCACUGGAGUCACGGCAGAGCCAGGAUCCCAGAAGCCUCUUCCACCAUCUACAAUGGCUCCCUCUUGCUGCUGCCUCAGGACGGUGUUGGGGGCCUCUACCAAUGUGUGGCCACUGAGAAUGGAUACUCAUACCCCGUGGUCUCCUACUGGGUAGACAGCCAGGACCAGCCCUUGGCCCUGGAUCCUGAGCUGGCGGGCAUUCCCCGGGAGCGUGUGCAGGUCCCACUGACCAGGGUCGGUGGUGGAGCUUCCAUGGCUGCCCAGCGGUCCUACUGGCCCCAUUUUCUCAUCGUCACUGUCCUGUUGGCCAUCGUGCUCUUAGGGGUGCUCACUGUGCUCCUAGCUUCCCCGCUGGGAGCGCUUCGGGCUCGCGGCAAGGUUCAGGGCUGUGGGACUCUGCCCACCUUGGAAAAGGCCCCCUUAAGCAGGGAGCAACACCUUCAGCCCUCCAAGGACCACAGGACCUCUGCCAGUGACGUAGAUGCUGAUAACAACCAUCUGGGCCCUGAAGUGGCUUAACCUGAGAACACAGAUAGGGAGUUG